GGCCCCCAGGAAGAGAUCAGCACAAACUGGUGCAGGAGCCCCUCAUGGAGCCCCCAGGCAAGCAGUCCCUGCAGGAGCUCCCCACAGAAGAGUCCCUGCCUGAGGACUCAGGCCUGGAGGGGGCUCCCAGCACGCAUAUGCUCUACGUGGGCCACCUGAACUCCCAGUUCUCAGUGCCGGUGCUCACCUGCCUGCUCCGAGACACCCUGGAGCGGCUGGAGCUGCCAGUGGCGCGGGAGCACAUCGAGGUGGUGAGGCGGCCGCGGAAGGCCUAUGCCCUGGUGCAGGUGGCCACCCCUGAGGACACCCUGGCCUCCCUCCGCUGCCGCCUGCAAACAACCUUGGAGGAGCACCAGAUCAUCAAGGAGCUGGUGGCCCGUGGGAAGGAGCUGGUGUUGGGAGACGGCCGUGAGCCCACACACCACAGAGAGCAGGAGGAGAACAGAGGCCCGAGCCCUGGCCCCAGCCCCGGACCCAGCCCGGGCUCCAGCCGCCCACCUGCCAGGCACACCAACGCCCCGCCGGCCCAGGCCCUGGGGUGGCCUAGCUCCAUGCACCAGCCCAGCUGCACGCGCUCGGACAGCGCCAUCGUGCACCAGGAGAUCCAGGGCCAGGAGCGGCUUUUCCAGGGCGCCUUCCUGGGUAGUGAGACGCGCAACAUGGAGUUCAAGAGGGGCGGCGGCGAGUACCUGAGCCUGGCCUUCAAGCACCACCUGCGGCGCUACGUGUGCGCCUUCCUCAACAGCGAGGGCGGCAGCCUGCUGGUGGGCGUGGAGGACAGUGGGCUCGUGCGGGGCAUCCGCUGCAGCCACCACGAGGAGGACCGUGUGCGUCUGCUGGUGGACUCUGUCCUGCAGGGCUUCAGGCCGCAGGUCUUCCCUGAUGCCUACACGCUCACUUUCAUCCCAGUGGUCACCACCUCCGCCAGCGGCACGCCCCUCAAGGUGAUCCGCCUGAGCGUGCACGCCCCAAAGGCCCAGGCGGAGCCGCAGCUCUACGAGACAGACCAAGGGGAGGUGUUCCUGCGCCGUGAGGGGAGCAUCCAGGGCCCGCUGGCCGUCCACGCCAUCCAGGAGUGGUGCAGACAGAAGUGGGCGGCAGAGCUGAGCAAGCUGGAGGAGAGGGUGAAGCUGCUGACGGCCGAGAAGGAGCAGCUCCAGCAGCGGCUGCAGCAGCACAGGCCCAUCUCCUGCACCUGCUGCGUCCUGUGAGGGCCCCGUGGGCAGGCGAGCGCAGGGAUGAAGCUGGCACUCACCCUGGGAGAUACAGGGAUUGCCUAUUUGAGCCAAAGACCUCCCAAUAAACCCAUCUGGCUGCUCAGAGGGGGACG
This is a messenger RNA of Myotis daubentonii (Daubenton's bat), 1330 nucleotides long. RefSeq names its product schlafen like 1 (gene SLFNL1). NCBI's taxonomy places the organism in Eukaryota, Metazoa, Chordata, Mammalia, Chiroptera, Vespertilionidae. The record is from RefSeq and is a predicted model, not a curated record.